AUGGUGCGCUCUGCUGCGAAGCGAAGGGGGUUUAAGUUUUUGUUCGAGUGCCGGACUGACGGCGGAGUGUGCUUCUCUUCACAGAAUCGUUUUAAAAGAGACUACAGAGCAAGAUUCUGCCAUGGAGGAGGAAAUAAGAUUGAUCUACGGCCAGGUCAAAAUGUACUGAAACUCAUACAGGAUUGCUUUGAAAGUUGCAGCAGUGAUCUUGCAAGAAACUCUCCAAAUUGCUCAACCUUUCUUUUGGAUGAUGAGAAGAGGACGUCAAUCCAGAGACAAAGGCUAAGUUCUCACAAGGCAGGGUCAGCCAGCUCUGUGAAAGGAGCCUGUGAGUCUGCAGAACCCUCACCUGCACCACUGCUAAAACCAGUCAGCAGCAGAGGACAGUCAUGUGAAUCACACUUGAAGCCUGCAACACCUGAUUAUGUAGCUACUUCUGAAAAGACAGAGUCUCCUGUGUCUAAAAGUGAAAAAAAAGAUACUUUAAAAGAUGUUGAAGCACCGUUCCAGCAUCCAGCUGUGCCAUUGGACCCUGAGAAUGAUCGUAGGUCUGUUGGAUCACCUUUGCCUGUGGAGGAAGCGAAAAGUUCUCCUGUAGUUAAAUUUCAUUUUGAUAACUGGAGUACGCCAGCUGCAGCAAAGAGCCAUGGAGAAGUGGAAAAUUUGGAAGGAGCUCAGCCUGGGAGAGAUGAGCAGGUUGUUCCUGUGCAAGGAACAGAACGUGUUACUGCAUCAUCCGCCCAGACAGAGAAGACUUUCUCUUCAGCUGUCUUAGCAGCUGUAGCAACAAGAACACUUGUACAGAGAUAUUCAACUUCCAUAUCACCACCAUCACCUUGUCCUGUGAAAUAUCAAGAAAUAGAAGAUGAAUGUGAAUUUUUAAUUGAUGAGUCAGGUGAUGCAUCUUUUACUUCUUGGUUUUCAAUACCUACUAAGAACAAAAAAUCAAAAAAUGAUGGCUCUGCAGCUCCCAUUUCUAAACCUCAGCCCUCUGAAAAGGAAAAGACACGGAAUAAGAAAGUCAAGAACAGAAAAGAACAGGUUAAAGCACUUAGUAAACAGGAAGAGGAUCAUCUGGAUGUUGGAGCUUUUGACUUCAAAGAAACGUCAGUGUCAGAUCCAAUCUCUAAUAGUGAAGAAAGUGUCCUUAAAUCUGAAAGUCGAAAGAGUACUUGUGUGGGAAAGACUAAAAAGGAUGCACUUAGACAAGACUCUCCAAACCAGAAAAAGAACACAUCAUGGAAACCAGAAGCUGAAGAACUGAUGUUGUCAUGGGCUGGAUUGGAAGCGGAACCACCUGAUGAGGAGCAGUGUGAAACAAGGAUGCCAAGUGAGGAUUUGCCUAUGCCCUCAUCUGGGCAUCAGAAAGAGCAGACUGUGUCACUGAAGAAGUCUCUCAGGUCUUCCAAGAAUCUGUGGUUGGCUUCUAAAGCUUCUAAACAUUUAGUUAAGAAGAAACAAACUGCUAAUCAGAAACUUCCAAAAGUCAAAGUAGCUAAGAGAAGGACAGUAACUCCGAGGAAAAAGCUUAAAAUAUCUGUCCAGAAAAGUAGCAAUAACAAACCUCAGUUACAAAAAGAGGAGAGUUCUGACAGUGAAUCUGGUGAAGAAGAGCUUGAAAGGGAGCCUUUGGAACGGAAUGAAGUGUGUACCACAUCUUUGCAUGAGAAGGAGACUCCUGUGAUUCAGAAGUUGUCUAAGGCUGAAAAGCCUAGAAAUAUGUUACACACACCAGAGUCACCUGGUGGUGCCAAGAACAGAACUCCUCUAAAAGCGCUCCAGCAUCCUGUGGAGAGUGUGAAGAAUCAUGGAAAGAAAUGGUCUGCCAAAUCUUUAGGGAAGAUAACCACAAAGACUCCACACAGAACGAAUAAAGCUCUUCGCUCAAGCCCUGAAAGCCCUGAGUCUCAAACAGAUUCUGACAGCUCUUCCGUACAGGACAUGGCAAGGAAAAAAGAGAUGUUACCAGAUGUGAAAAUAAAAAGUAACAAAAGAAAACAUAACAGGGAUUCCUUUGAGAAGGUUGAGAGUUGCCCAAGUGGGCCUGUUCUAGAAGAUAGACUUACUUCCAGCACUAAAUCUCCUGAGCUGGUCGGUGUAUCUUCAGAUAAUUCUGAAGACUUGAAUUGCAAAUUAAGACACCUGAUGUCAGAUGAAAUAGCAAAGCAUAAAAUAGUUAUGCCUUCCAACACACCUAAUGUUCGUCGGACAAAAAGGAUACGGAUGAAACCUCUGGAAUACUGGAGAGGCGAGCGCAUAAACUAUUCUGUGGAGCCUUCAGGAGGGCUUGUGAUGAGUGGACUAGUGCAUCCAGAAACAGAAUCUCCUAGGAAGAGUAAAAGGAGGAAGGAUUGUCCGAAGCAGAAAACAGAUAAAACAAAUAGAGAAGAGAUACCUGUAAAUUUGGACCACAGCCUAGGUGAUGCAUCUAAGCCAGCCAUUGUACUGGACCCAGUAACAAAUAAUGAAGUGCAUCUAGAUUGUAUAAACACUGGAGACAGUCGCACUUACUUCUUCAAAGAUGAAGCAGUAGAAAUACAAAAAAGUUUGAAUACAUCUCUUUUUGCAACUGGUAGAUUGAUUCUGAAGCCAUAUAAAGAAAAGGGGCACCAAUUUGUCGACAUGGAUACAAUAGCUUUCCAUAUUAUCCAUGGCAAAGUUAUAGUGACAUUACAUAACACAUCGUAUUACCUGACUGCAGGGGACUGCUUCUAUGUUCCAGCAGGAAAUGGAUAUAAUAUACGUAAUCUUCUGAAUGAAGAAAGUGUUCUUCUCUUCACACAACUCAAAGACAGGAAUGAAGAAUCCAUAGGAGUGUUCAGCAGGAAACAGUCCUUGUGCACUCAAAUAACAAUGCAAGGCUGCAAGAGCUGGAGGAGUUCUGGCACAGCUCUUGGGAUUGCUCAUGAUUACAUGGCUGUCCAUCAUGGAGACUGAGUGAUCCCUGCUUGAUGGACAUGCUGCAUCAAAGGAGAGCUUCCUUCUCUUCCCUGCCUGAGUAAGAAGCUGAAUUUCUCUCACCUUCCCAGCACCACCCUGAAAACAGCUAAAAGAGUAACUUUCAGGGACCAGCAACUGCUCAAGGAGUUAGUUCCAGCACCAAUGUGUUUGUACCAACCAGCAAGCUCUACAGCCUAAGUGAGGCCCCAAGUCUGUUUCUGUGUGUCCAGGGCUGUGCAGCAGUCAGGCUCAGUGGAACUUCUCUGUGGAAGCAGACUACAUUAACACUACCUUCUCAGCCUCACAUAUGUGGACUAGGACUCUUAGAUUUAUUUUCAGUGAAGCUUAGGAGAGACACAGAAAGGUGUUUCAAGGUUAAUAUAUUUGUUGCACAUUUCAGGGAGUGAGGGAAGAAAUUAAUUCCCACAAGACUAAUUCCGCGUGAAGGGGAGCGCUAAUUUUGGAAAUGCCAUACCUCUGCUCUGUGGGUGUAGCUAAUACUUGUGGGUUCUUCAGAAAGCUACAUACUGUGCUUCAGCAGAGAACUGACAUUGAACCCAUAUCUUCCCCUUCCCUCUUGAAAAUUUAGUACCUUCAAAUGCAGCUUUCAUUGUUCCUGUGAACACAAUUAUCAGUAUUAUACUGCUCAUUUCCUGUUGUGUUUUGGGAAUAUUUAGAAUAGCUGGAAUGAAUGUGUGUCAGACAAGGCUACAUGUGCCUUUUCUGCUUCUAUAUAUGCCUUUUCAAGGUAAAUUGACACCUUUUUUUUCCAGACGGAAAGAUCUCUUAAGGAAUCCACCUCUAUUUAUUUGGUCAACAGGUAGCAUUUAGUUGUUAUUUGAAGCACACUUAAAACAUGGCUUGCUCUGCCAAUGUAUUCUCUUCGCAUGUCAUGUGGUGGACUAGGCCAUAGGCAGUUGCUUAAAAUAGAGGAUUUGUUGCUUUUUAAAAUCAAGGUAGUCUGCUGUUGACCCACUGUAGUUCAUACACACUUUUGUGAAUGCUUUGUUUCAACUAUUUUUUUCAGAGUUCUCUGUCUUAAGUAAAUUCUGCUUCUUCUUUUUUUCCUGAAAUAAACUGCUAAAGCAUAUUUAAAAUAA
This is a messenger RNA of Passer domesticus (house sparrow), 4040 nucleotides long. It is a transcript of the gene CENPC, whose product is annotated as centromere protein C. The record is from RefSeq and is a predicted model, not a curated record. Gene Ontology annotation, molecular function: centromeric DNA binding. Gene Ontology annotation, biological process: kinetochore assembly; spindle attachment to meiosis I kinetochore; attachment of mitotic spindle microtubules to kinetochore. Gene Ontology annotation, cellular component: kinetochore. NCBI's taxonomy places the organism in Eukaryota, Metazoa, Chordata, Aves, Passeriformes, Passeridae. The coding region runs from base 1 to 2937 and encodes 978 amino acids. The transcript has 20 exons.